Messenger RNA from Mesitornis unicolor (brown roatelo), 5798 nucleotides. It is a transcript of the gene INTS2, whose product is annotated as integrator complex subunit 2. Gene Ontology annotation, biological process: regulation of transcription by RNA polymerase II; snRNA 3'-end processing. The annotation marks the transcript as partial. The record is from RefSeq and is a predicted model, not a curated record. NCBI's taxonomy places the organism in Eukaryota, Metazoa, Chordata, Aves, Mesitornithiformes, Mesitornithidae. The transcript has 35 exons. Gene Ontology annotation, cellular component: integrator complex; mediator complex. Gene Ontology annotation, molecular function: transcription coregulator activity.
GAACUGAUGAGUCCCCAGAACCACUGCCAAUCCCAACAUUUUUGUUGGGAUACGAUUACGAUUUUCUGGUGCUGUCUCCAUUUGCUUUGCCGUACUGGGAGAGACUGAUGUUGGAACCGUACGGAUCUCAAAGAGAUGUUGCUUACGUUGUGGUGUGCCCCGAGAAUGAGGCUCUGCUGAAUGGAGCAAAAAGCUUCUUUCGAGAUCUGACUGCAAUCUAUGAGUCAUGCAGGCUUGGUCAGCACAGACCUAUCUGUAAGUUACUGCCUGAUGGGAUCAUGAGAGUUGGACCUACUGCUUCAAAGAAACUUUCGGAGAAGUUGGUCACAGAAUGGUUCUCACAGACAGCUAAUGCCAACAAUGAAGCAUUUUCCAAACUCAAGCUAUAUGCCCAAGUUUGCAGAUAUGAGCUGGGUCCUUAUCUUGCUUCUCAGCCUUUGGACAGUUCUUUACUUGCCCAGACAAAUCUAGUCCCUCCUUCUAGCCAGCCGGUCUCUGCUCUGCCCCCAGUGACAGCCAACACUGGAAAUCUGAACACUCCAUCGUCCGCUCCUGCAGCUCCCACCAGUAGUGCUAUGCCAGUGACAUCAAACAGUGCCAUGUCUUCUGCCGUUACUACAGCUAAUUCAACCUUGACUACCACUGCCCCGUCGUCCUCUUCUGCCAAUAUAGGCAGUGGGAUACCAACAAGCAAGCCUUCUUCAUUUCCGCCUUUUAGCAGUAUGAACAAUACCACUUCUGCCUCCCUGCCUGCUCAGGCUGCAACAGUCCAAAAUGGGCAAACAGGAGGGCAGCCGCAACAGCCAACGCUGCAAACGGCAGGGAUGUCUGGAGAGAUGACUUCAGCGCCCGCACAGCCCCAUCCAGAAGUUUCUGAAAGCACUAUGGAUCGUGAUAAAGUUGGAGUCCCUACAGAUGGAGAUUCACACGCUAUCACCUAUCCACCUGCAAUUGUAGUUUACAUAAUUGAUCCUUUUACAUAUGAAAAAAAGGAUGAGAACAAUAGCUCAUCUAGUUUGUGGACACUUGGACUUCUGCGCUGCUUUUUAGAGAUGGUUCAGGUUCUUCCUCCUAACAUCAAGAAUAUAAUUUCUGUGCAGAUUGUCCCAUGUCAGUACCUUCUACAACCUGUGAAACACGAAGACCGGCAGAUUUACACUCAGCAUUUAAAAUCUUUGGCAUUUUCAGCUUUUACUCAGUGUCGGAGACCUCUUCCAACUUCCACCAACGUGAAAACAUUAACAGGCUUUGGUCCAGGUUUAGCAAUGGAAACUGCUCUUAAGAGCCCUGAUAGACCAGAGUGCAUUCGACUAUACACCCCUCCUUUUAUACUGGCUCCUGUAAAGGACAAGCAAACAGAACUAGGAGAAACUUUUGGAGAAGCUGGCCAGAAGUAUAAUGUGCUUUUUGUAGGCUACUGUUUGUCUCAUGAUCAAAGAUGGCUUCUCGCAUCCUGUACAGAUCUCUAUGGAGAACAGUUAGAAACUUGCAUAAUUAAUAUUGAUGUACCAAACAGAGCUCGCAGGAAAAAGGGCUCUGCCCGCAGACUUGGUCUUCAGAAACUUUGGGAAUGGUGCUUGGGACUUGUGCAGAUGAGCUCUUUGCCGUGGAGAGUUGUAAUAGGCCGUUUAGGAAGAAUAGGACACGGGGAAUUAAAAGAUUCUGUAUCGACUGGCUCUGUAUUUGGACGCAGCACCACUUUAAAUAUGCAGACAUCUCAGCUGAAUACCCCACAGGACACAUCAUGCACUCACAUACUUGUGUUUCCCACAUCUGCAUCUGUGCAAGUAGCAUCGUCAACUUACACCACUGAAAACUUGGAUCUGGCCUUUAACACAAACAAUGAUGGAGCAGAUGGAAUGGGAAUCUUUGACUUGUUAGACACUGGAGAUGAUCUUGAUCCUGAUAUUAUAAAUAUUCUUCCUGCAUCCCCCACUGGAUCCCCUGUACAUUCUCCAGGGUCCCACUACCCCCACGGAGGUGAUAUCGGCAAGGGUCAAGGUACAGACCGAUUGCUUUCAACAGAAUCUCAUGAUGAAGUAACAAAUAUACUGCAACAACCACUGGCCCUUGGUUAUUUUGUGUCAACUGCCAAAGCAGGUCCAUUGCCUGACUGGUUUUGGUCAGCGUGUCCUCAAGCACAAAAUCAGUGUCCCUUGUUUCUUAAGAAGUUGGAUUAUAUUAAAUUGGCCGCGCUGAGCGCCCCCGAGCUGCGGCUGCUGCUGCCCUGCCUGGUGCGCAUGGCCCUGUGCGCCCCCGCCGACCAGAGCCAGAGCUGGGCGCAGGACAAGAAGCUGAUCUUGCGGCUGCUCUCGGGGGUGGAGGCUGUCAACUCCAUCGUGGCCUUACUCUCCGUGGACUUCCACGCCCUGGAGCAGGACGCUAGCAAAGAGCAGCAGCUCCGGCACAAGUUGGGAGGAGGGAGCGGAGAAAGCAUCUUGGUGUCGCAGCUUCAGCAUGGGCUGACACUGGAAUUUGAACACAGCGAUUCACCACGUCGGCUUCGUCUCGUACUUAGCGAAUUACUGGCAAUUAUGAAUAAGGUGUCAGAAUCGAAUGGUGAGUUUUUUCUCAAAUCUUCUGAGCUCUUCGAAAGUCCUGUUUACCUGGAGGAGGCAGCAGAUGUUCUCUGCAUUUUGCAAGCAGAGCUGCCGUCGCUGUUGCCGAUAGUUGAUGUGGCUGAAGCUCUGUUGCACGUUAGAAACGGAGCCUGGUUCCUCUGCCUUCUGGUGGCCAACGUUCCUGAUAGCUUUAAUGAGGUCUGCAGAGGUUUGAUUAAGAAUGGUGAACGCCAGGAUGAGGAAAGCGUCGGAGGCCGUCGGAGAACAGAAGCACUUCGUCAUCUCUGUAAAAUGAACCCUUCCCAGGCUCUGAGGGUCCGAGGCAUGGUGGUGGAGGAGUGCCAUCUGCCAGGUCUUGGUGUGGCUUUGACGUUGGAUCACACCAAAAAUGAAUCUUCAGAUGAUGGAGUGAGUGACCUGGUGUGUUUUGUGAGUGGUUUGCUACUUGGAACAAAUGCAAAAGUUCGAACUUGGUUUGGAACUUUUAUCCGAAAUGGCCAACAGAGAAAAAGAGAUAAUAUCAGUUCCGUGCUUUGGCAAAUGAGGCGGCAGCUGCUCCUGGAGCUCAUGGGAAUCCUUCCCACGGUUCGCAGCACACACAUUGUGGAAGAAGCAGAUGUUGAUAUGGAGCCAAAUGUGUCUGUGUAUUCAGGACUGAAGGAAGAGCAUGUCGUGAAAGCCAGCGCGUUGUUACGUCUCUAUUGCGCUUUGAUGGGAAUUGCUGGGCUGAAGCCAACUGAUGAAGAAGCUGAGCAGCUCCUGCAGCUCAUGACCAGCCGACCUCCCGCAACCCCAGCUGGUGUUCGCUUUGUGUCUCUUUCCUUCUGUAUGCUGCUGGCCUUCUCCACUCUUGUCAGCACCCCAGAACAGGAGCAACUGAUGGUAAUGUGGCUGAGUUGGAUGAUAAAGGAGGAAGCUUACUUCGAGAGCAUUUCUGGUGUAUCUGCUUCUUUUGGAGAGAUGCUUCUCUUGGUAGCCAUGUAUUUCCACAGUAAUCAGCUCAGCGCUAUCAUUGAUUUGGUCUGCUCCACCUUGGGAAUGAAGAUUGUCAUUAAGCCCAGCUCGCUCAGCAGAAUGAAGACAAUCUUCACACAGGAGAUUUUCACUGAGCAGGUUGUUACGGCCCAUGCAGUUCGCGUGCCUGUUACAGGCAAUCUCAGUGCCAACAUUACUGGGUUUUUACCUAUUCACUGCAUUUACCAGCUUUUAAAAAGUCGAUCAUUCACCAAGCACAAAGUAUCCAUUAAGGACUGGAUCUAUCGACAGCUCUGUGAAACCACCACUCCGCUCCAUCCUCAGUUGCUUCCUCUCAUUGAUGUUUACAUUAACUCUAUUCUUACUCCUGCAUCUAAAUCCAACCCAGAGGCCACAAAUCAGCCUGUCACGGAACAGGAGAUACUGAAUGUUUUUCAAGGACUCUCUGGGGUAGAAAAUACUCGUCUUACCCAACGAUACAGCAUCACAACACAAUUGCUUGUCCUCUACUACGUCCUGUCGUAUGAAGAAGCCCUUCUGGCAAGCACAAAGAUCCUAGCUGCCAUGCAGAAAAAACCCAAGUCUUACUCUUCGGCAUUAAUGGAUCAGAUUCCAAUCAAGUACCUCAUCCGGCAGGCACAGGGACUGCAGCAGGAACUGGGAGGUUUGCAUUCUGCGCUCUUACGCCUUCUUGCAACUAACUAUCCACACCUGUGCAUCGUGGAAGACUGGAUCUGUGAGGAACAGAUCACAGGCACUGAUGCCUUACUGAGGAGGAUGCUUCUUACAAACAUGGCAAAGAAUCACUCUCCCAAACAGCUCCAAGAAGCAUUUUCCAUGCUGCCUGGAAAUCAUACCCAGCUGAUGCAGAUCCUAGAACAUUUAACACUUCUCUCAGCGGGUGAAUUGAUCCCAUAUGCAGAAGUACUGACAUCAAAUAUGAAUCACUUGCUGAAUGCUGGGGUCCCUCGCAGGAUUCUUCAGACUGUCAAUAAACUUUGGAUGGUUCUUAAUACUGUGAUGCCAAGAAGACUGUGGGUGAUGACUGUUAAUGCUCUGCAGCCUUCAGUAGUCCGACAGCAGAAAUACACUCAGAAUGAUCUGAUGAUUGAUCCUUUGAUUGUACUAAGAUGUGAUCAGAGAGUUCAUAGGAGUCCUCCUCUCAUGGAUAUAACCUUGCACAUGUUGAAUGGAUAUCUUCUAGCGUCAAAAGCUUUCCUCAAUUCUCACCUUAAAGAAACUGCAGAGCAGGACAUCAGACCAUCCCAAAACAGUGCAAUGGGUCCAGAGGCCCCAGAAGUUACGAGGGAAGAAUUAAAAAAUGCAUUGUUAGCUGCUCAGGACAGUGCUGCUGUGCAGAUUCUUCUAGAGAUCUGCUUACCUACAGACGAAGAAAAAGCCCAGAGCAGUAAUUCCCACAGUUUGCUAAAGAGUGUUCAUAGUACCACAGGCCCUAAGAGUCCUGAACUAGAAGAAGAAGAUAGCUUGCUGUGUAAUCUUCGAGAGGUCCAGUGUCUGAUCUGCUGUCUCCUGCAUCAGAUGUAUAUAGCUGAUCCCAACAUCGUCAAACUGGUUCAUUUCCAGGGUUAUCCAUGUGAACUCCUGGCGCUGACAGUGGCGGGGAUUCCAUCGAUGCACAUCUGUCUGGAUUUCAUACCUGAGCUCAUAGCCCAGCCUGAACUGGAAAAGCAGAUCUUUGCCAUCCAGUUACUUUCAUUUCUGUGUAUCCAGUAUGCACUACCAAAAUCUCUCAGCGUGGCUCGUUUAGCAAUUAAUGUGAUGGGAACUCUACUCACAGUUUUAACCCAGUCGAAGCGCUAUGCUUUUUUUAUGCCGACCCUACCUUGUCUGGUGUCAUUCUGUCAAGCCUUUCCUCCUCUGUAUGAGGAUAUUAUGUCUCUGCUGAUACAAAUAGGACAAGUGUGUGCCUCUGAUGUUGCUACACAGACAAGAGACUUUGACCCAAUUAUUACACGUCUCCAGCAACUAAAGGAGAAACCACUUGAAGUGUCAGGACUUUGUAAAGAUUCAUCUGACAAAAGUUGUUCAAGGGACAUUGCCAGCAUGGACCCUUAUGUUCAGUUAUGCCAGUGUGUGGAAAAUACUAUCAUCGAAAUAAUUAACAUGAGCGUAAGUGGAGUUUAGGAAGAACACAAAUGAAAUUGUACUGUAGCUAGUCCCACAGUCAAUGGUGCCUAAAUUUGGAGAAAGCUGCAAAAGUGGAUUGAGAAACUGGAGCACAAGAAGUCCGUGUUUUUCAUU